Messenger RNA from Anopheles coustani, 1200 nucleotides. RefSeq names its product prostaglandin reductase 1-like. The coding region runs from base 65 to 1099 and encodes 344 amino acids. Lineage: Eukaryota; Metazoa; Arthropoda; Insecta; Diptera; Culicidae. Gene Ontology annotation, biological process: prostaglandin metabolic process. The transcript is spliced from 2 exons. Gene Ontology annotation, molecular function: 15-oxoprostaglandin 13-reductase [NAD(P)+] activity; 2-alkenal reductase [NAD(P)H] activity. Gene Ontology annotation, cellular component: cytoplasm. The record is from RefSeq and is a predicted model, not a curated record.
AUCGACCGGCACACAGCUGAGUUUGUUUACCAACAGUAUCGCUCGAGCUCUUCAAUCGCACACGAUGAAAGCAUCGCUAACCAUUCUGACAAGACGCUUCUACAGCAGCCAGGAGGUAGCCAGAAAAUGGAUCUAUGCCAAAACAUUCCGGGGUGAGCCGACGCACGCCAACUUUCGACUGGAAACGGAACCCAUUCCAGCGCUACGGGAGGGCGAGUUUCUGGCCGAGGCCGAGUACCUCUCGGUCGACCCGUACAUGCGACCGUACAUGCUCGCCUAUCCGGAGGGUUCGCUGAUGAUCGGUGGCCAGGUGGCACGGGUGAUCGCAAGUUCGCACCCGCGCUUUCCGAUCGGGGCGACCAUUUUCGGCCAGUUCGGGUGGCGUACGCACACGGUGUGCAAUCCGGACCAGGUGGAGAAGGACAAGCCGUACGUGCUGCCCGACUUUGGCACUCUCCCGACCAGCCUAGGGCUCGGGCUGCUGGGGAUGCCGGGCAAUACGGCUUACUUCGGGCUGCGGGAGCUGUGUCAGCCCAAGCCGGGCGAAACGGUUGUGGUGAGUGGGGCGGCCGGAGCCGUCGGCAGUGCCGUGGGCCAGCUUGCCAAAAUCACGGGUUGCCGCGCGGUCGGGGUGGCCGGGUCCGAUGCAAAGUGCGAAUGGCUGCUGAAGCUAGGAUUCGACAGUGCCAUCAACUACAAGCACAACAACGUGUACGCGGACCUGAAGAAGGCGGCCCCCGGUGGCAUCGAUUGCUACUUCGACAACGUGGGCGGGGAAAUCAGCGAGGCCGUCAUCAAGCAGAUGAACGUAGCCGGCCGGAUUGCGGUGUGCGGGGCCAUCUCGAACUACAACACGUCGGUGGCGAAGGUGACCGAUCCGCAGCGGCAGUUCGUGUUCAAGCAGCUGCGCAUGGAAGGGUUUCUCGUGUGGCGCUGGAAUGACCGUUGGAUGGAGGGCAUCGAGGCCAACCUGCGGCUGAUACGGGAGGGUAAGCUACGGUACGAGGAAACGAUCACCGAGGGAUUCGAUAAGAUGCCCGAUGCGUUCAUCGAUAUGCUGCGCGGAGGCAACACGGGCAAAGCGGUCGUGAAGGUGUAAAAGAUAGCGAACGAAUGCGCGUGUGGUAGUGAUGAAGCAUAAACGCCAAAAUGGUUAAUCUCUCUCUCGACGAUGUGUAAAUAAAGCGAAGUUGCUCGCCA